AUGCCUUCUUCACUUCUCACAUUUCUCCUCUUUCUCCUCUCAAUCUCAUCGUCCUUAGCUCAAACCUACAAUAUCCUUUCUUACGGAGCCAAACCGGAUGGCAAAACCGACUCGACCAAGGCCUUAACCGCCGUGUGGGCCAAAGCAUGCGCCUCGGUCAAGCCGGUUACCAUUUUGGUCCCUAAGGGACGGUUUUUGAUAGGAAGCAUUGUUUUUGAUGGAGCCAUGUGUAAACGCAAGCCCGUUACGGUCCGUAUCCAAGGUACACUUGUGGCUCCAUCCGAUUAUCGAGUCAUCGGUAAAAUGAGUCAUUGGAUUUUCUUUGAACAUCUUGAUGGUCUCUCCAUCUACGGUGGAGUUCUUGACGCUCAAGGAGCUUCUCUAUGGUCUUGCAAAAAGUCCGGCAAGCAUUGCCCUGGUGGUGCCACGAGCAUAGGGUUUCAAAGCUCAAGCAACGUACUCAUCUCCGGGCUGACGUCACUUAACAGUCAGAUGUUUCACGUCGCGAUUAACGGUUGCCGUAACGUAAAGCUAGACGGAGUCAAAGUUUCAGCUGACGGAAACAGUCCAAACACUGACGGCAUCCACGUCCAAUUAUCCUCCACCGUCUCCAUCUUCAACUCCAAAAUCUCCACCGGCGACGAUUGUGUCUCCGUCGGUCCCGGCACUAACGGUCUUUGGAUCGAAAACGUCGCUUGUGGCCCUGGCCAUGGUAUUAGCAUUGGGAGCUUAGGAAAAGAAAGUGUGGAGGCAGGAGUUCAGAAUGUAACAGUGAAAACGGCGACGUUUACAGGAACAGAGAAUGGGGUGAGAAUAAAGUCAUGGGCCAGGCCCAGUAAUGGAUUCGCUAAGAAUAUCCGUUUUCAACAUUGUGUUAUGAACAACGUACAAAACCCAAUCGUCAUUGACCAGAACUACUGUCCUGGCAACGAAAAUUGCCCUAACCAGGUUUCAGGGAUAAAAAUUAGUGAUGUAAUGUUCUUCGAUAUACACGGGACAUCGGCGACAGAAAUCGGGGUGAAAUUUGAUUGUAGCUCGAAGAAACCGUGUACCGGAAUUCGAAUUCAAGACGUGAAGCUAACGUACCGGAAUAAACCAGCAAUAGCAGAUUGUAGUCAUGCAGGAGGGACUGAGUCUGGGUUUCAACGGCCCAACAAUUGUCUGUGA
This is a messenger RNA of Arabis nemorensis, 1167 nucleotides long. The record is from the annotation of a GenBank genome assembly. Lineage: Eukaryota; Viridiplantae; Streptophyta; Magnoliopsida; Brassicales; Brassicaceae.